AUGGGGCACAGGUCUUCCUCGGCAUCCUUUGUCGUAUUCACAUUCAACCGGAGCCGUUCCUUCAGCCCUUGUUUUUCUGCUCGUUUCGCUGAUUCGGUAUACACCGACGAAAAAGAUUUCACAGAAUAAAGUUUCGAGUGGCAGUCUUAUUCGCGGAGGAACGCGUUCGCUUCUCGAAUUUUUCAUUGAAUUUCAAUCGGAGUACGCGAUCGACGUGCUGACAUUUUCUUCGGUCGCUGAAAGGCUAAACAGAUCCCAUAUAAAACAGAAGACUCGAAUCAAUUUACUCGAGCAGACGACAAUUUUGUUACACCACCGUAAUAUCUUCAACCAACGGAAACACCACGUUUCGGUGCAUCGAAAUUAGGUACCAAAUUUUUCCCGGUAGCCGCAUGGAGAUAAUCAAAGGACAUUAAGCGCGGGGGGGGAUAGUUGGCAACGCGACCUGUGAUGACGAAGCUCCCGGUGUCAAUCAUGAAAGUAAUGAAAGUGUUCGAAUGAAAAUGUUCUUGAUAUGUGUUCAGAGAGUUUCAACGAAUCCUUUUUGCAACUUGAAUAUCGUAUUUUUCCGAUAACUCAUGAAAUUAAAACCGACGGACCGUAUAAGAUUAAUCGAAACUCCUGCACGAAUCUGCCAUGGACGUAGCCCGUUGGUAUCGGAUAUCACCGAAUCAGCUUAUAGAAUAAGCUUUAAGGAUAAUUAAGCAUUGUUGCCGCAGUGAAAAAAAGACUGUUCGUCUGCCCUGUGAAAAUACACCGGAUCGGCGAGAAUUAUCACCGUAUAAAUUCAGCAUGGCAAAUGAUCCCGAGGAAAUGUUUCGUGUUCUGUUUUACCCAACUGAUGAAAUGCGUGACCGCAAACAAAAUGAAGAAGAAGACAGAAAUGCAUUGAGGCGAACCAGCAGAAGCAUGCAGGCUGCUCGACAACUCGGAUGUUUUUAUCUGGAAAACCUUAUUCCCGAGAUUUCCUGCGGACACUGCAACCACCUAAAAACUAUAGUUCCUGUGCGAUUGAUACAAUCCUUUCGCGUGUGAGCUACAAUUGUGAUUUAUCUUGCUUCCGCUACCAGAUGUCGUUUGCGACGAACGGAAUUCUGGAUCCCGUUUCCGCCGACUUAAAUGUGAUUUUUAAACGAACCUUACGUAGAAACAAUGCAUCGAGAUGCUCGAAUGAUGGCGUAGUAUCAAAUCAUUUAAUUUUACAUACGAAAUAGCCGUAUGCGAUCUGUGAACAUUUAAAAGCGACUCGUAAACAAAUCUUCGCCUUGGAGGCAUGUAAACUAUAUUCUUAAACGAAGCACGAAUAUGAAGUCGUUCCAACGAAGACAGCCCAUCAUACCAUUACAGGAUCAAGGUUUGGAUUAACCAUGUCCACUAAGAGGCGUCGUGGGCCUAAAUUAAACAUAGAACGUAAAAUAAUACACGAAGGCCAUAAUAGAUAGGAUGAGUGGAUCUCGACAGAACGAAGCACGUUGCUUCAAUGAAAACUCUCCACGGCCACCAGUGCCUGGAGAGGAAACGGGAAACUACGUCAGCAGGUUCCGUCCACAGAGUCCAACUCUGACCCCUAGGCGCUCUUCUCUUGCAACUCCAACAGCUUCAGGUUGCGAUGCUUCGGCACCUUUGGGAUUUGAACCGGAAGGUUGCUGUAGUACGACAACUAUGGAAAGUGAUUCACCGCCUGCUUGUUUGCAGUGGGCCAGGAACCUGCAUUCCCUGCUGCAGGAUCCAGUGGGCUUGGAAUUGUUCAGGAAAUAUCUGGAUCAAGAAGGCAGACCACAUGCAAAUCCUCUUAACUUCUGGUUUGCGUGUGAAGGUCUCAAGGAACAAGAUGACCCUGAAAGGAUAAAUCAAUUGGUUAAACUUAUCUACAGAAAGUUCUUCCUUAAAUCGCAGUUAGCUAUACCAGAAGAUGUACGAAAGGAGGCUAAUCGUCGAGUUAAGGAAGGACGGGCGGACGAGAAGGUGUUCGAUGCUGUACAGUUGGAAGUCGAACGCCUCAUUAAUGAGACUACAUAUCCAAACUUUCUUCGGUCUGAUAUGUAUCUUCAAUAUGUACAGUCCUACCAGAAUCCAGAUUCUGGUGGAUGUCCUAGUUCAGGAUCGAGUCGAGAGAUGUCUGUUUCUUGUGGGCCAAGCUUAUUGCCCACUGUCCACGAAGACAGUGAAUUUGUUAGUUCCGUACAUAGCUCACAUUCAGCUAGUGAAACGCCUGGGGAAUUGAGGGGUGAGCUGAGAUUGACCAAAGAUAUGCUUAUGGCUACUCAACAAACUAGGGCGAUGGAUCUUCGACCAAAGCCAGAAGCAUAUGCUGGCAUUUACUUGCAACAUGGAGCUAGUCCAUAUCAUAUGCUCGUACCCAGACUGCACGCACAAUAUUCCUCAUACAAUCCAGUAUCCAGACAGGAUUCAGAACUUCAAAGCUUGAGCAGUGAUGCACGAACAGAAUCAGACAAUAUGUCCCUCACCGAUUCGUCAGUUGAUGGAAUGUCAAUGGGUAAACAACGAAGUAAAAAACAGUAUAUAAGACAGUGUAGAGCUAUGAAAGAUUCAGCUAGUUUAAAUCGUGAUCCAAUGGCGCAUCAUACAAUCAUCCCCCGUACGCAGCGGGUGCCACGUGAUCUAAUGCAUCCAUUGAAACCGGAAGAAUUUGCUCAAGUGCUUAUUGAGAAGUUAGAGAAUGUCAAACGCGAAAGAGAAUCUCAGGAAAAGCUUGAUAGGCAUUUGCAAGAGGGCGAAACGAUUAACAAGGACGUUGCUUUGGAGAUGCCAAGCGGAGCUCCGAAAGCACUAGCUGACGCACUGAGGGAAAAAUUGUUGAUAGAGGAAGAUAACGAUCAAGCAAUUCUGGACCAACAUGUGUCACGAGUUUGGUCGGACCUAACGCCUUCUCGAUCGCCUGGACUCUCAUCACCAAGACUGCAUUCGCCUGAAAGAAGACGUUCUACGCACAAUUAUCCACGUUCGUACAAACAGAGAAAAGAGAAGGAUGUGUUCUCUACGUUUUCAGCAGAUAGUGGUAAUAUUCACGAUUUCCAAGAAGGCAGCGAUCUUGUCGGAGCUGGCUCCAUGAGUUCAUUAGGAUCUCACUUGCCUAAAUCUAAAUCCGUGCCAUCUGAUUAUGCCGAUUCCCUCCAUAAGCAAGACCUUUAUCUUCAAGGUCAUGACCAGAGAUUCCGAAGGUCGGACAUGACUAGGAGAUCAGCCACAAAGAAGUCUAUGACGGAAUUAACAGAUAGUGGUGUAAGCGUUGUAAGCGAUGCGCCACCAUCGACGAUUAGUAAAGAUAUUCGUCUUUUGUCAUGGCUUAAAGAAACUGAUAAGAAAGAUAUCAAGCACAGCCGUCAUGGGAAGAAGUAUGGAUCUCGUAGUGGCUCUUUGGAAAGAACGAAUAGGGAAACGUGGGGAGUUCCUGCCCAACCUUUUGUUGCCGACCCAGGAAUGCCACCAUUACCACAACCUCAUACAGCAACCCAAUUAGAAGAAGCAAGAAGAAGAUUAAUCGAGGAAGAUAGGGCACGUUCAAGUUGCAAACAACGCCAUUCUAAUAUUUCUAAGCAAUCGUCGUAUGAGCCUACAAUGCAGAGUCAAUCUUAUGUUCAAUCAAACCAAUCAACGUUAAGGAAAACGAAGCAAGAUAUCGGAGAUUUUACCACCGUUGUGUUCAGUUUCUGUGACGAACAGUUUCCUUAUAGGACUAAAAUUCCUGGUCAUAAUGUCACUUUAAAGCAGUUUAAAGAAUACCUUCCUAAGAAAGGCAGCUAUCGAUAUUUCUUUAAAACUGAGUGCGAGGAUUUGGAUACGAAGGUUAUUCAAGAAGAAAUAACUGACGAUUCUGAAGUUUUACCGUUAUGGGAGGGUAAAGUUAUGGCGCAAGUCAAGGCGCUCGAGUGAUAGACUGAAACAAGGAUAUUCUCAAUAACGAACGUGCUAACUUCGAUAAAGUGCCGCAACUAAUUUUAUUUAAGAGGACCAGCAUUCUAGAAGAAGAAACCUAAUAAAGGCGAUACUCGGUAUUAGUAUAUUGAAGUUGCUAAAGCGGUUUCUUCCGCUUCGGUUGACCGAGCGCAAGUGUUUUUAAAAUUGACAAAACAAAACGAAAACCUGUUAACCGAGCAAAACCAUUAUAUGUUUAUUAAGUAAAAAAAAGACGAAAAACAAAACCUUAUUUAGAUGACUACAGAUUUUGUUGGAUAUCGAUCCUUGACUAAUACUUGAUUUUUACAGAAUUUGUAUCUUCUUCGAAAUGUACUUUUUAAUUCCUAUCAAAAUGGUACCCUCGACGAUAAUAUUUUGUAUCGUAUUUGUUUCUUCCCGAUUAUCGAGAAAAGGCAUAUGGUGUUGCUGUAUUGUACAUAAUUUUACUUAUGAUUUUUAUGAAAAAGCGUUCCUUUCUGUGGCGAAGGUUUUGCAAGCAAAAAAUACAAACUAAAGAAAUCAAAAAGAAAUGUACGUGAUUCUAGUUUGAUCGGUUCUACACGAAACUGGGCAAGUUGCAGUAACGCGAUGAGUUUACCAAAUUUUCAACAAGAGCAACUUAUUCAUUUUCGGUAGCAGAUAAUUCGUGAAAACUGAAUACCAUCGUGAUCGCAAAUUUGGUUAUCCACCGAUAUCAGUUCGGACAGAUCGCAUCGACGCCGGGAAACAACAUUGUAUAUUGAUUGAAUGAAUAAUUUCUUCCUCUUAAAGACUUCCCAUAGUUUUCCAAACGACUGUACAAAGGCCCGCGUAGUUCAUCGCCUUAGUAAGGUCUGUAUAGGCCUUAGAUAUACAUAGGAAAGAACAUUAUUACAAAUUAGUUUGUAAGAUGGUAUAUUACGUGCAUUAUGAAAUACACAUGCUCUGUUUUAAUGUACGUAAUAUAUCGCCCCCAUUCGAAAUACUGUGAAAAAAAAAAUAUUAAGAAUACAAAUCAUGUUUUGUCGUACCACCAUUAUCACCCAUUUGACAUUGUAAAAUAAGCUCCUGCAUCGCAUAACACAACACAUACAUGGGAAAUAGAAGCGCGACACAUUAAAAAAAAAAGAAGAAGGAAAUUGGCAUUUUUCGGGGGGAGGGAUGGGGAUGGGGAAACGGGAGGAGAAAACACGAAGUACUUUGGUGGAAAUGGAAAAUAAAAAAAGGAAUCGUUAGUGUCUAGACCGUAACACAAUGUUUUAUCAGGUGCGAAAAAUUGUGCCUUUUUAGUGCAGUAAGAUCGAAGUAAGCCUAAGAAAAAAAAAGGUUAAGAGAUACUUAUAAAUUGGAGACCAGCGGGUCUAAUAUCGAGAGGAUAAAUUUGAUACACCGAGCGUUUUGUAUAUAUUUUUUUCCAAACUUCAUCGUAGUCUUUGCAAGCUUAAUCAUUAGCAUCGUUAACGCUAAAAGAAACAAUUAUCAGCAUCGUUACUUUGACAACACUGUAUUUUUUUCGUAUUGAAUUCUCAACGACGAUAUACAUCCGUUCCGUUUCACUGUUUCGACUUCAAAAUGAUUCUUGCGACGAAAAAAUUGAUUACGUGCGUAUGUAUUCAAAAAAAAAAUGGAGAAACGGAAGGAAAAGUUUAAAAAUCGAACGUGUGAUUGAAAUCUUCUCGAAUGGCCUUCGCAUACUGGUUCGAUUCUUAUAGUCGUAGGCGCUCGGCUUCCUAAAACUGAUUUUUGAAUUUUUAACAGACACCGGGAGACGGAGAGAAAAAAAAGAACGAAAAGAAAUGUAGUAUCUACAUGAAAUGAAUUCAAUGACGCCGAGGCUGGAGGCGAUGCACCGUGGCUGAUAACAGUUUAUUGUAUGUAAUUGAUUAUCUUUAAUUAUUACCACGAAUGAUAAAGUGUUCCUGUACCUAAUUAAUUAAUAAUGAUUAUUAUUGUAUAUCAAAAGUAUUGAGAAUAAUAAUGCCAUUUUCACUGGAUUAUAUGAAA
This is a messenger RNA of Megalopta genalis, 5901 nucleotides long. RefSeq names its product protein axin (gene Axn). Gene Ontology annotation, biological process: negative regulation of canonical Wnt signaling pathway; cell development; positive regulation of protein kinase activity. The record is from RefSeq and is a predicted model, not a curated record. Lineage: Eukaryota; Metazoa; Arthropoda; Insecta; Hymenoptera; Halictidae. Gene Ontology annotation, molecular function: ubiquitin protein ligase binding; beta-catenin binding; protein kinase binding. Gene Ontology annotation, cellular component: plasma membrane; beta-catenin destruction complex; nucleus.